UGCACACGUGCGUUUAGUGCUUUUCCAAAAUCUUGCAUUAUUUUCUAAUAAAGUUUGAAAAUAGUUUUCUCCACCUUUUGCUUAAGUUACUCUCGUUUUAGUGUCAUAUUAAAAGUGUUAACAUAUUAGUCUGACAAUGGCGCCACCAGCUGCUGUAGAUUUACAGAACGCACCCUCUUCAGGAAUGGACCGUGCGUUGGCGGCCGGCAUCAGGCUGUCCAGCCCGGAACCAGGCGAAGAAGUAGUCAUUACCGGAUUGUCGGGGCAGUUCCCCGAAAGCGACAAUGUCUACGAAUUUCGUGACAAACUGUUGAAUAAGGUUGAUUUAGUAACCGACGACAACAGACGAUGGGCCAAAGACCACCCGGAAAUUCCGCAACGUACCGGAAAGAUUAACAAUGCGCAAAAGUUCGAUGCGAGCUUUUUCGGUGUCCAUUAUAAGCAAGCUCACACCAUGGACCCAAUGUGUCGUAUGCUGAUGGAAAAAGCUUACGAGGCAGUUGUUGAUGCCGGAUUAAAUCCUCGUCAACUCAGAGGAACCAAAACAGGAGUAUUUGUUGGUGCUUGCUUCUCAGAGUCUGAGAAAACUUGGUUUUAUGAAAAGCUGCAGGUCAACGGUUUUGGUAUUACAGGAUGCAGCAGAGCUAUGUUAUCUAACCGAAUUUCCUACUGGUUGGGAACGAACGGUCCAUCCUAUACUAUCGACACUGCCUGCUCCAGUUCAUUGUAUGCCUUGGAGCAUGCCUACAAAGCCAUAAGAGAGGGACACUGCGAUGCCGCUUUGGUCGGAGGGUGUAAUUUGUGCCUUCACCCUCUAGUAUCAUUGCAAUUCUACAAAUUAGGAGUAUUAUCGCCCGAAGGAAAAUGUAGAACAUUUGACGCCAACGGUACUGGAUAUGCAAGAUCUGAGGCUGUUAGUUUCGUUCUCCUACAAAAGUCAAAGGAUGCAAAACGUAUUUACUGCCGAAUGAUUCACGGAAAAACUAACUGUGAUGGAUUCAAAGAACAAGGUAUAACUUUCCCAUCAACUGAACUACAAGCUCGCCUCAUGGGCGACUUUUAUCGUGAGUGCCGCUAUAAGCCAAGUGAAUUGGCCUACCUUGAGGCUCAUGGCACAGGAACACCCAUAGGCGAUCCCGCUGAAGGUUUGGCAAUAGAGAAUGUAUUUUUGGAAGGGCGUACCAAGCCUUUGCUUGUCGGCUCAGUCAAGUCUAACAUGGGCCAUUCUGAACCGGCAUCGGGUCUUUGUUCCAUUGCUAAGAUAAUCAUCGCAUUUGAAACCGGAAUCAUUCCUCCAAAUUUACAUUAUGAAAAACCACGUCCAGGUAUGAAAGCCAUAGAAGAUGGUAGAAUGAAAGUUGUUUCUGAGAAAACUCCCUUGGAAGGAGAUUUAAUUGCUUGUAAUUCAUUUGGUUUCGGAGGAGCUAACUGUCACGUGCUGUUAGAAAGAAAUAAGAAGCAAAAAAUUAACAAAGGACAGCCAGCAGACGAUUUGCCACGCAUUUUUGCUGUUUCCGGAAGAACUGAAGAAGCAAUAAGCACAAUUUUGGAUGACUUGGAAAUACGACCAUUAGAUGCUGAAUACGCCAGACUAAUCCAUGAUAUCCAUUCUGAAGACAUUCCUGGACACGUAUACCGCGGUUAUUCUCUGAUGGAGUGCGGCAAGGAUGGUGGUAACGGCGUUAAAUUAUCCAGAGAUUGCAUGUACUUCUCUGGAGCUCGUAGACCCGUCUGUUUCGUAUUCAGCGGCAUGGGAUCGCAAUGGGCUGGAAUGGGAGCACAACUCAUGCGUCUUCCUAUCUUUGCUGCAGCUAUUCAAAAAUGUCAUAAAGUACUCGAACCUCGCGGCGUAAACUUGACUGAAAUUAUUACAAACCCAGACCCCAAAAUAUUUGAUAAUAUUUUACAUUCUUUUGUGGGAAUAGCAGCUGUGCAAGUAGGACUCUGUGAUGUGUUGAAAGCUCUGGAAAUUGUUCCUGAUAUAAUUAUAGGACACUCUGUUGGCGAAUUGGGCUGCGCAUAUGCCGAUGGAUGUUUCACAGCGGAAGAAAUGGUACUGUCAGCAUAUUCAAGAGGAUUGGCUAGUAUUGAAACAGAAUUGAUAAAAGGAUCAAUGGCUGCAGUUGGAGUCGGGUACAAAACGAUCAAAGAUUUAUGUCCGCCAGGUAUAGAAGUAGCUUGUCAUAAUGGUCCUGACAGCAGUACAAUAUCUGGACCAGCAGAGCAAAUGAAAGAUUUUGUUGCACAACUGCAAGCUAAGGGCAUAUUUGCAAGGGAAGUCCCUUGUUCAAACAUCGCAUACCAUUCCAAAUAUAUUGCAUCAGCUGGACCUACAUUACUUAAAUAUUUGAAGCAAGUUAUACCAGAACCGAAACUGCGCUCACCCAAAUGGUUGUCAAGUAGCGUUCCUAAAGAUAAAUGGGAUGAACCACAAGCCAAAUAUAGUUCACCAGAAUACCAUACCAAUAACUUACUGAGUGCUGUAUUGUUUGAAGAAACAUCAAGAUUAAUUCCAUCAAAUGCUAUUACGGUUGAGAUUGCUCCGCAUGGUCUCCUUCAAGCCAUCUUAAAGAGAAGUCUUAAGAAAGACGUAACAAAUAUUGCUUUGACAAGACGGGGUGACAAAGAUAAUAUACAAGUCCUAUUUAAUGGCAUCGGAAAGUUAUUUGAAGUAGGAUUGAAUCCAAAAAUAUCUGUACUUUAUCCAGAAGUUAAAUUUCCAGUUUCACGUGGAACACCUAUGAUAUCACCACUGAUUAAAUGGGAACAUUCAGAUGACUGGUACCUAAUUAAAUAUUGCACACAAGAAAAAAUCAGAUCAGGUGAACGAACAGUAACUAUUUCUGCAGAAACAGAAGACUUUAAAUACUUGAAAGGACACGUUAUUGACGGCCGCAAUCUCUUCCCAGCUACGGGAUACCUGCAUCUUGUGUGGGAAUCAUUAGCUCUGAUGAGAAAUGAAACACCUGAGGGAUAUAGUGUAAUAUUUGAAAAUGUUAAAUUUUUGCGUGCUACAAACAUUCCUACAGGAGCAGAAAAUUUACAAUUGAUCGUUAUGAUUCAAAGAGGCACCGGCAAUUUUGAGAUUAUUGAAGGAAAUGCAGCCGUUGUAUCAGGGCGCGUUCGUAGCGUAGAAGAUGAUGAAGUAGGCUCAGUUGAUUUAGAACCAUUACCUAAUAAAGAUUCAGCCGAUGAAAUGAUGUUGAAGUCGAAAGAUAUAUAUAAAGAGCUACGAUUAAGAGGCUACAAUUACAAUGGAUUGUUCCGCGGAAUGGUAAGCGCCAAUAGCCGCGGAACUGAAUGCCGCAUAAAGUGGUCGAAGAACUAUACCGCCUUCAUGGACAACAUGCUUCAACUGCAACUUUUAGGUAAAGAUACAAGGGAUUUAUACGUACCCACUGAGAUUCAAAGACUGACUAUAGAUGUGCCAAAACACACCAAGUUUGUUGAAGAUUUGCCGGAAGAUGAAGCAUUAGAAGUGCAUUACUAUCCGGAACUUGGUAUACUGAAAGGCGGUGGCAUUGAAAUCAGAGGACUGACCGCUAGAUCUAUUCCUAAGAAAAAGAUAUUAACAGAACCUGUCAUCGAAAAAUACCAAUUUGUUCCACACUUUGAUAUGGGAGAAAAAGAUCUUUCAGUAAUCGCACGUAUCAACGCUCAACUGAUAUUGGAAGUGAAAAACGAAGUGAAAGUGAAAUUGGUAGAAUAUCAUCAACCCAAUACAAAGCCUUUCAUCACCGAGAUGGUGAACGCAUUCGGUGAUUUGCCCUUAGUGAGAACAGAAGCUACAAUUAUAUCUGAUUCAACGCAACAGGAACUGAACCUUGGUAACGGAAUUACUAUUCUUGAGAGGAAAGCAAAGCGCGAUAAUGGACACUUGAUUUAUAUUGGAAGAAAUCUUCUCAACGACAGACAACAACUCAACGAGGCUCUCGCUGCAAUCGUCCAAGACGGCUUCAUAAUCAGUUUAGAAAGCAAAGAUGCAACAACAGCGCCUGAAGGAUUGCAAAUAAUUACAUCUCAAAAAGAUGGAAAAGAAAAUAUUAUUGUAUUGAAUAGAGUCAAAGAGUUAGAAAAACCUGUUACGGUAGAAAUAAGAAAUGAUGACGUUAAAUUCAAUUGGGUGCUUACUCUUCAAAAGCUUAUAACUACCGAGAAAAAUAUCAUUCUGUAUUCUCAAGAACAACCAACUAGCGGAAUAUUAGGAUUGGUAAAUUGUCUGAGAAGAGAACCUGGUGGAACAGUAAUUAGAUGUGUCUUUGUUCUUGAUACAAAUACUAUUAAAUUUAAUGUGGAUCAUGCGAUGUAUAAAAAGCAACUGGACUUAGGAUUGCCCAUAAACGUUUUCCAAUAUGGUAAAUGGGGUUCAUACCGUCAUUUAUUGCUAGAGAAAUCGCCUUUAGUCACUGUAGAAUAUGCUCAUGUCAACAAUCUUGUAAGAGCAGAUUUAUCAACUUUGAGUUGGAUUCAAGGACCUCUUAAUUCUAACACGAAGGUUUUACCCAAUCAAGAGUUUAUUCAGAUUUAUUAUUCAGCUUUGAAUUUCCGCGAUAUUAUGUUAGCGAGUGGUAAAUUAAGUAAUGAUGUCGUGGGCUACAGUAGAUUAACACAGGAAUGUGUCCAAGGAUUCGAGUUUUCUGGAAAAACUAAAGAAGGACGUCGCGUAAUGGGAAUGGUCCCAAGUCAGGCCCUAAGUACUGCUGUGCUUGCUGGCAAGGAAUUAUUAUGGGAUGUUCCAGAAAAUUGGUCAUUAGAAGAAGCGGCCACAGUUCCUGUCGUUUACGCUACUGCUUAUUACGCUAUGGUCCUGGUCGGAAACAUGAAACGCGGAAUGAAAGUUCUGAUACAUGCUGGAAGCGGUGGUGUCGGCCAGGCCGCAAUCAACAUUGCCUUGAACGGGGGAUGCGAAGUUUUCACGACCGUCGGAACACCAGAAAAAAGAGAUUUUAUUAAGCGACAAUAUCCGCAAAUCGACGAUGCCCACAUUGGAAAUUCGCGUGACACAACCUUCGAACAGCUUGUGUUAGCUGGUACCAAAGGCAAAGGAGUCGAUAUGGUAUUGAACUCAUUGGCCGAAGAAAAACUACAGGCUUCUGUAAGAUGUUUGGCAAGAGGCGGUAAAUUUUUGGAAAUCGGUAAAUUUGACUUGGCUAAUAACAACCCGCUAGGUAUGGGCACCUUCCUUAGAGAAACAUCCUUCAAUGCAAUUAUGCUGGACAAUUUAUUCCAUGACCCCGAUGUAGAAUUGACCAAGAAACUAAGAGAUCUUCUUUAUUCUGGAAUCAAAUGUGGAGCAGUAAAGCCUUUGCCAACAACGGUUUUCAAAGAAGAUGAAGUUGAAAAAGCAUACAAAUUCAUGGCACAAGGAAAACAUAUUGGAAAAGUUUUAGUCAAAGUUCGAGAUGAAGAACCAGCAAAUCUUAGAAAUCGCCCACCUGUUCCACGAACCAUAGAAGCUAUUAGAAGAUUUGGUUGUGAACCCAAUCACUGUUACGUUGUUUGUGGAGGAUUAGGCGGAUUUGGGUUGGAGCUUAUUGACUGGUUAGUUAUUAGAGGUGCCAGAAAAAUUGUGAUUACAUCAAGAAGGGGUAUAACCGAUGGUUAUCAAUCUACCAGAAUUCAAGUCUGGAAAAACUAUGGGGCUACUGUUGUCGUAAAGUCAGGAGAUUUCACUUCAGAAAAGGGAGCAUGCGAUCUGCUGAAAGAAUCAGGAAAAUUAGGUCCAGUAGUAGCUAUAUUUAACUUAGCUGUAAUACUGAGGGAUGCAAUUCUGGAAAAUCAAACCGUAGAAACAUUUGAGGAAUCAUUCAAUCCAAAAGCAAAAUACACACUUGCACUUGACAAAGCAUCCAGAAGAUAUUGUCCACAACUUAAGCAUUUUGUAGUAUUUUCAUCAGUCGUAUCAGGAAAGGGUAACGGUGGCCAAUCUAAUUAUGGUUUUGCAAACUCGAUUAUGGAAAGAAUAUGCGAGCAAAGACGACUAGAUAAUCUACCUGGAUUGGCUGUCCAAUGGGGAGCAAUAGGAGAGGUUGGUUUGGUAGCUGAAAUGCAAGAAGCUUACAAAGAAGGCGACGUAUUUGACCUAGAAAUUGGAGGCACCUUGCAACAACGCAUUGCAAGUUGUUUGCAGGUUCUGGAUGACUUUUUAACAAACCCAGACACACCACCUGUAGUAUCGUCCAUCGUUGUUGCCGAGAAACGCGAAAGUGAUUUGGGAACGACUAUUCUAGAAGUUAUAGGAAAUUUGUUAGGUGUUAAAGAUCCAAAAUCAGUGGGAAUUCAUACAACACUAUCAGAUUUAGGAAUGGAUUCCAUGACAGGAGUUGAAAUUAAACAAGCACUGGAACGAGAAUUUGAAAUAUUCUUAUCACCAGCUGAGAUUAGACAUUUGACAUUUGGAAGAUUGAAGGAUAUGUCUGACCAACGCGAAGCUAAAAUGUCCGUUAAUGUUGAUGUAGAUGCAAAAGAUGUGAAAUUAGAAGAUAUAGGAAUCUACAUGAAGAAAAUAGAGGAUGAGUUAAUAGCUUGCAAACCAGUUGUCCGCUUACCUAGCAAGGCCGAUAACGGAAAAGAGACUGAAGACUCGAACGAAGCUAUAUUCUUUAUUCCUGGUGUAGAAGGUGUAGCUUCUACUAUGAAACCUUUAGCUGCUAAUCUCGAAAAGCAAGUGCUUGGUCUUCAAAUGGGUCAUGAAAGUACAACUACAAUCGAAAAUGCAGCUAAGCAUUUAUACACGCUAAUGGCCCCUCGUCUAAGAGGUCGCAGCACAUUCCACGUGGUAGGCUAUUCCUUGGGAACGACCGCAGCGCUGGAAUUAUGUAGAUUGUUAGAAAGCGCUGGUUACAGAGGACGGCUUACGUUCCUGGACGGCGCUCCAGAUUUCAUCAGGCGCCUGGCAAAUACUCAUUUCGCAGUGGCUGAAGAAGAACGAUUCCAUGACACUAUUUUAUUGACCAUCAUUCAGGGCAUCCAGCCUCAAGAAGUGCCUAGAAUGCAGACAUUACUACCUACUUUCAAAACUUGGGAAGAAAAAGUUGAGUUACUCCUGUCUUAUACUGAUGAUGAAGGUAUCAAAGAAUAUCAAAGAAGAGCUAUUAAUGAAUGUAAAGCCAGAAUUGAGGCUGUCAUUGAAUACAAUCCAGAAAAUGGACAGAAGAGAAGGAUAGAGUCAAAGGUAACCUUGAUCAGACCCAAAGCAAUUCUUCUCCCUGACAUGGAAAAGGAUUAUGGCCUUUCUCGGUUGUGUGCUCAUACACCAGAGGUCUACUUCAUCAAUGGUGAUCAUCGUAGUAUGCUGGAGCAGCAGGAAUGCGCAGAAAUAAUCAACAGAAUGGAAGCAGAGGUGCAAGAUAGCCAAACUGGUAAAGCAUUCAGCAACGCUACUGUAUUAAUAAAUAAUUCCCAAGAAGUCACCACCAACGGCGACAAAGGAAAGAACUGAAUAGGACGGAAUAUCAUCUACCGGACGGCCGAUACACCAUUUAUAGUACCAAAUACGUUUAAAUAGUUUUGUCAAAUUUCUUACAACUUAUCAAUUGCUAUUGAACCUAUGAAUCGAAUGAAAAAAGUCUAAAACUUUUUUUCUUCUCUCUAUAAUAUUCUUUUUAAAAAGCAAGAUGCCAAAUUCAUUCAUGAUUCACCACUCAAAAUCAAAUCAACACACA
This is a messenger RNA of Ctenocephalides felis (cat flea), 7664 nucleotides long. It is a transcript of the gene FASN3, whose product is annotated as fatty acid synthase. NCBI's taxonomy places the organism in Eukaryota, Metazoa, Arthropoda, Insecta, Siphonaptera, Pulicidae. Gene Ontology annotation, biological process: fatty acid biosynthetic process. Bases 137 to 7441 code for a protein of 2434 amino acids. Gene Ontology annotation, molecular function: phosphopantetheine binding; 3-oxoacyl-[acyl-carrier-protein] synthase activity; oxidoreductase activity. The transcript has 40 exons. The record is from RefSeq and is a predicted model, not a curated record.